Messenger RNA from Cavenderia fasciculata, 600 nucleotides. RefSeq lists its product as uncharacterized. The transcript is spliced from 2 exons. Lineage: Eukaryota; Evosea; Eumycetozoa; Acytosteliales; Cavenderiaceae. The record is from RefSeq and is a predicted model, not a curated record. The coding region runs from base 1 to 600 and encodes 199 amino acids.
AUGGUUGCUAAUGCUAAUGCUAUAUUGUAUUAUUACACAUGCACAGAGAAAGAGAUAAAGAGCGAAGAGAGAAUGUUAAUCACAUUACAUGUACAAGCUCAAAGGAAAUAUUUUUUCGAUAUACAAGUUGAUGAUGAAAUUACAGUGUCUGAAUUAGAAAGUAAUAGAUUGACAAAUGGAAGAUUAGUAGAAGCUGGAGGUGGAAGAGGUAGUAGUGGAUCGAUAGACAUCACUAUCGUCCAUAUGGACAUACCACUAGCCAACAACAAAAGGAGAACUCUUAAAGAGUGUGGUAUCAAAGAUCAAGAUCAUAUAUAUCUUCAUGAAGGUUCAUUUGAUAUAAAUUCAAACCAAGACCUCAUACCAAUCUUUAUUAAAGAUUAUAGAGAUGCUACAGUUGUAUUUCCAAUGGACGUCAACAUAUUAAUUACAGGUAGAGCACUAUCUAAACUAGUAGCCAAUAAAAUGAAUAUUGACACUACAACCAGCACAGUUCAACUAUUCUUUGGUAGCAAGUUAUUAGAUGAACAUCGAACACUACAAAACUCAUCCAUCUCUACUCAAACAACUCUAACCGUGAUUAUUAGACCAAAAGUGUAA